AGGAGGGACUGAUGGUUGCUUGGUAACAAGAUUGGGCAGCCUCAUGGUUAUUGAUUCACACACUGCAAAGCUGUCAGCUAAGCUCCUCCGGUGUCAACUACAAACGUCCCUUUGUGAGCCUCAUGGAGAGCAAACCCCACUCUUUGCUGCCGGAUUAGGUACUGCAGCAGGGGUGCUGAGGCAUGUCUUACAAAAGCAGAUUAUUAGUCAGGUUGGUGCCUACCUGGGAGCGUAUCAUACACUGUAGGUGGUCGCUAUCAGGCCUGUGACCAUUCUGCUGGUGCUCCCGGUCCUCUCAUGUAGCCCGCUGCCAGGCUGCCAUGCCCUGGAAAUGCGAGGCGGUGCCUGAUCCCAAGAUAUGCAGCCCGAGCCUGAG
Molecule: messenger RNA, 376 nt
Organism: Podospora bellae-mahoneyi
Lineage: Eukaryota; Fungi; Ascomycota; Sordariomycetes; Sordariales; Podosporaceae
Exons: 2
Coding region: 44-247 (67 amino acids)
Source: RefSeq, a predicted model, not a curated record